CCUUAUCCCCCCAUAAACCAACAACUACUCUCCACCUUUCAGGUCCAAUUAGCUUCUCUUUUUCGGGUCUGUAAGCCCAAAUCUUCCAUCGUCUUCCUACUCCCCCUUUUCUCUUCCUGCAAAACCCUAGAUCUCUCUCCCCUUCAACGGGACUCACUUCCCGGCCUUCCUAUUCGCUCCCAGAUCGAUUAUCUUUGGGGCUUUGACAAUUGACCGCUGCGAGUUUUGCUUCCUAGUCCAAAAUGGUAGAAAUGGCGGAAGUGAUGGAAAUGGAAACAACCCCAGUGGGGAAUAACAACGAGCUUGUCGUCGUCACUCAUGAAACACCACCAGAAUCACAGCCAGAAACACAGCCUAAACGACGGAAGAAGAAGUCUAUGGUUUGGGAAUACUUUACCAUUGAACAUGUGAGUGCUGGAUGUAGAAGAGCAUGCUGUAAGCGCUGCAAACAAAGUUUCGCUUAUAGUACUGGUUCCAAGGUAGCAGGGACCAGCCACCUCAAACGUCACAUUGCUAAAGGUACUUGUCCAGCAAUCCGACGUGACCAAGAUAACAAUCAUUUGACCACCCCAUAUACACCAAGGGUUGGUGGGAGUGAACCACGAAAGCGACGCUACAGAUCUCCCAGUUCACCUUUCAUACCAUUUGACCAGGACCGUUGCCGCCAUGAAAUUGCAAGAAUGAUCAUAAUGCAUGAGUACCCUCUUCACAUGGUUGAGCAUCCAGGGUUCAUAGCUUUUGUUCAGAAUCUUCAGCCUCGGUUUGACAACAUCAGUUUCAACACGGUUCAAGGGGACUGUGUUGCAACUUACCUGAGGGAAAAGCAAAGUGUCAUGAAGUUUAUUGAGGGUAUUCCUGGGCGUGUUUGUCUUACACUAGACAUGUGGACUUCGAAACAAACGCUGGGUUAUGUAUUUAUAACUGGACACUUCAUUGAUUUCGAAUGGAAGUUGCAAAGACGGGUUCUCAAUUUCAUAAUGGAACCAUAUCCUGAUUCCGAUUCUGCUCUAUGUCAUGCUGUUGCUGCCUGCCUGUCAGACUGGAGUUUGGAAGGCAAGUUGUUUUCCCUCACCUUCAAUCAUCCAACAAGAGAAGCUGGGCUGGAAAAUCUUAGACCUCUACUCUGUACGAAGAAUCCCCUUAUUCUUAAUGGUCAGCUGUUAAUUGGAAAUUGCAUAGCUCGUACUUUGAGCAGCAUGGCAAAGGAUGUGCUCGGUGCAGGGCAAGAGAUCAUAAAGAAAAUCCGUGAUAGUGUAAAGUACAUGAAGACUUCAGAAUCCCAUGAAGAAAAGUUUGUUCAAGUUAAAAACCAGCUUCAAGUGCCGAGUGAAAAGACCCUGAAUCUUGAUUAUCAAACUCAGUGGAACACGACAUACCAAAUGCUGGCAGCGGCUACUGAGUUAAAGGAAGUGUUUAACUGUUUGAAUACUUCUGAUCCGGAUUAUAAGCUAGCUCCAUCAAUGGAAGACUGGAAGGUGGCUGAGACUUUAUGCACUUUCUUGAAACCUAUCUUUGACGCAGCUAGCAUCCUUACAAGUACAAAUAAUCCUACUGCAAUCACAUUCUUUCAUGAAGCAUGGAAAAUACAUGCAGACUUGGGUCGUUCGAUCACUAAUGAGGAUCCCUUCAUCAGCAAUCUUGCCAAGUCAAUGCAAGAAAAGAUUGAUAAGUACUGGAGGGAUUGUAGCUUGAUUUUGGCAAUUGCUGUAGUCGUGGAUCCUCGUUUCAAGAUGAAGCUUGUCGAGUUCAGUUUCACAAAAAUAUUCGGUGAAGAUGCUCCCACAUAUAUCAAAGUUGUUGAUGAUGGAAUCCAUGAGCUCUUUCUUGAAUAUGUAGCACUUCCACUGCCUUUGACACCAACAUACGCAGAAGAAGGGAAUGUCGGGAAUGGGAAGGCCGACGAUUCUCAUCAAGGGAACCUUCUUUCAGACCAAGGACUUUCAGAUUUCGACGUCUACAUUAUGGAGACUAGUGGCCAGCAGAUGAAAUCUGAGCUGGAUCAGUACUUGGAUGAGUCCUUGUUGCCUCGUGUACAAGAGUUUGAUGUUUUAGGCUGGUGGAAGCUGAACAAGAUUAAGUAUCCGACGCUUUCAAAGAUGGCCCGUGACAUUUUGUCGAUUCCAGUAUCCGCUGCCGCUCCAGAUUCGGUCUUUGAUAUCACGAUCAAGCAACUAGAUGAGUACCGAAGCUCGUUGCGACCAGAGACUGUGGAAGCCUUAAUCUGUGCCAAGGACUGGCUUCAUUAUGGAUCCGAAGUAUCAUCAAAUGCACUUAUUAAAAUGGAAUUUUAGAUGCAAGUGUUGUUUACUUAUGCUGGGGUGCUGCACUGGACAUAUAUUUCACCUGAUAGGUAUGUGUACAAUUAGAAAACAACUGUAUUUGUAUGGAUGCAUGGUCUUGAACACCUUAAUUGUUAGAGUAGCUUGUGUAAUAGCAAGAAGAAACUUUUAUUUCAA
Molecule: messenger RNA, 2456 nt
Organism: Hibiscus syriacus
Lineage: Eukaryota; Viridiplantae; Streptophyta; Magnoliopsida; Malvales; Malvaceae
Product: zinc finger BED domain-containing protein DAYSLEEPER-like
Exons: 2
Coding region: 243-2291 (682 amino acids)
Molecular function (GO): DNA binding; protein dimerization activity
Source: RefSeq, a predicted model, not a curated record